AUGGAACCCGGACCGCCAUUCCCAGUGCCCGAUCGGCUGCCGCUCCUUGGAAACUGCGCACAACACUUGUUUUGGCUAUGCCCUGAAGCCCAAACAACUUGGACGUUUUUCCUUCAAGGUUUUGCGAGUUUGGUCAAGCACCCCAUUACCUGGGAUCAAAUUGUCUUCGGCUCCAACAUGGCCCCUGCCCCUGAAGCGCCAAGUGAAGCCCAUGAAGACAUCAAGACCCUUUUUCACAUCACCCGAAGUGUUGUCCUGCGCAUGCUUUGGCUCCACCGAAAUGAGCUGGUUUUCGGUCACAUCCAAGAACCAAAUUUCCAGCGGGUCAAGAUCUUGUCGGCCAACUACAUCAAGACCCAUAUACUUAGCCAUUUUGGCAAGUUAUGGUUUCAAGGGCAAUUUUCCGACUUGUUCGACCACAUUUUCAGUCUCACCGCGGCUCCAAGUCCCCGUGAAGACUCAAGCACCCAAAGGAACGUGUCCAGUUGA
Messenger RNA from Aphanomyces invadans, 489 nucleotides. RefSeq lists its product as hypothetical. The coding region runs from base 1 to 489 and encodes 162 amino acids. NCBI's taxonomy places the organism in Eukaryota, Oomycota, Saprolegniomycetes, Saprolegniales, Verrucalvaceae. The transcript has a single exon. The record is from RefSeq and is a predicted model, not a curated record.